Chelonoidis abingdonii (Abingdon island giant tortoise) is the source of this 1047-nucleotide messenger RNA. The record is from RefSeq and is a predicted model, not a curated record. Lineage: Eukaryota; Metazoa; Chordata; Testudines; Testudinidae.
AUGGAAGAACUAAAAUAUAUCCCUGGUAACAAAUUUUCAAAAGACAGAAAUACCCUGCCUGGUCUGUCUGAGCAGGAAACUGAUGAGAUCAAGGCUGCCAUCGAAGCAGGAGACCUCUCAGGAGCAGAGUGUGUGGUGCAGAGGUCUGACGAGUUGUUUAACAACACCGAGCUCAACAUCGCGAUCACAGGGGAGUCAGGAGCUGGGAAAUCGUCCUUCCUCAAUGCCCUCCGGGGCCUGGGAGAUGAAGAUGAAGGAUCAGCUGAGACUGGGGUUGUAGAGACAACCAAAGAACCAGAGCGGUACCAGCAUUUCAAGUACCCCAAUGUGAUCUUCUGGGACCUGCCAGGUAUCGGGACCCCAGAUUUUCAGCCACAUACUUACCUGGAGCAGGUGACAUUCAAUCACUAUGACUUCUUCAUCAUCAUUGCUUCGGAGCGGUUCAGAGCCAACCACACCAAACUGGCCCAGGAGAUCCGGAGGAUGGGGAAGAAGUUUUACUUUGUGCGCUCCAAGGUGGACUUGGACCUGUACAACGAGAAAGACAAAAAGAGCUUCAGUGAGGAGACAACCCUGGAGAAAAUCAGAAACGACUGCAUCAAACACCUGUGCAGAGAAGGGAUGAGCUCCCCGCAGGUUUUCCUUGUGUCAACUGUUCCUCUCCCGGCUCUCUCGGUGAAGUGCGACUUUGGCAUCCUGGUGGAUAACAUGAGAGAGUAUUGUGAGAUCUUUGGGUUGGAUGACAUUUCCCUCAUUAUACUCGCUAGCCAGGUUCGGAAGUCUGUUGCUGAGCUGAAGAGUGUGAUCAAGUCCCCAUUGGCCAAAAAUAUUUCAGAAGAAACGGCUAAGGAGCAGCUGACUAAGGCUGCAGGAAAGGGUCUAAUUUUAGCUAAACAUUUUAUCAGCAUGGUACCGGUUGUUGGGACCGUAUUUGCUGCAGAAAGGUCUUUCACAGUGACAUACAGAAUGCUAAACAACUUUUUGGAUGAUGUCGCUGAAGACGCCCAACGAGUCCUGAUCAAGGCAGUGGAGAGAGAAAACAAAUGA